Meyerozyma guilliermondii ATCC 6260 is the source of this 345-nucleotide messenger RNA. RefSeq lists its product as uncharacterized. Lineage: Eukaryota; Fungi; Ascomycota; Pichiomycetes; Serinales; Debaryomycetaceae. The record is from RefSeq and is a predicted model, not a curated record. The transcript has a single exon. The coding region runs from base 1 to 345 and encodes 114 amino acids.
AUGACCUUUGUGUGGGGGACCUCAGUUUCAGCUGUACCAACGUCCUCAGUUUCAGGAGCUGUACCAGCUUUCUCAGUCUCAGAAGCUGUACCAACGUCCCCAGUUUCAGGAGCAGGAGCGUCUGUACCUACCACGUCAUUGAGAGUUGGAGGCGCCACACCGUUGUCCGAAGCGCCAGCUUCAGCAAUAUCAGUCACAUCAGCCUCGACACCAGCUUUCUCUGGUUCCUCUUUGGGUUCGGGUUCAGCAACUUCUGCUUUGGUCUCAGGUUCAACAACGUCUGGCUUGGUGUCAGGUUCAGCAACUUCUGGCUUGAUUUCAGGUUCAGCCUCUACAGAUACUUGA